AUGGCGGACAGCAGCCACCGAGGGAACAGCUCAUCCCUUGGGCGGCUGGAGAAGUCAAAGUUUGCAGUGGCGGCGAAGAAUUCAAUUGUAGAAGCGUUAGGCAAUCGCCGGUUAAGCAAAUUCACGAGAACAGGGCAAGGAUGUGUCUUGGGUUUCAAAGACACCAUAGAAAAUCCUUCAUUUGAAGAGCUGGUUUCCAUUUACUGCCGCUGCCGGCGUAUUAACACUACUUUAUCCAACUUCAACUUUUUUCUUGCUUUGUCAUAUUUUAAAAUGGCAGCAAUAGCCCAGGGUGUAUAUGCUAGAUAUCUCAUUGGAAAUGCUUCUGCAGAGAAUAGUCAUGAAUUUGCUAAGGUUGUGAAGCCUUUGGCAGAGAGAGGGUUAGAGCUCUCAAAAAGGUCAUCUUUCAGCAGCACACAGCACAUUUCUGGAGAGCUCUUCCACCAAAGUAGGAAAGGCCAAGAGAUUUUGCUGAAGGUCAAGCAGUUCAUGAAGCAGCACAUUUAUCCAGCUGAGAAGGAAAUAAUAAAAUACUAUACCGAACAUGGAAAUACUGAGGAAAAAUGGAAGAAACCACCACUGCUUGAGAAACUGAAGGAAAUGGCAAAAGCAGAAGGUCUGUGGAACCUUUUUCUUCCAGAUGUCAGUGGUCUCAGCCAGCUUGACUACGCCCUAAUAGCUGAGGAGACAGGGAAAUGCCUCAUUGCUCCUGAGGUUUUUAACUGUCAUGCACCAGACACUGGAAACAUGGAGGUCCUCCACAUGUAUGGGACUGAAGAACAAAAGAAAGAGUGGCUGGAGCCUCUCCUAGAAGGGAAGAUUAGUUCUUGCUUCUGCAUGACAGAACCUGAUGUGGCUUCAAGUGAUGCCACCAAUAUGCAAUGCAGCAUUGAGCGAGACGGAAACAGUUAUGUGAUCAAUGGCAAGAAGUGGUGGAGCAGUGGUGCUGGAAACCCAAAUUGCAAAGUUGCAAUUGUAAUGGGCAAAACCAAAAACUCCUCAGCAUCCAGGUACAAGCAGCACAGUAUGAUUCUUGUUCCCAUGGACACUCCAGGGCUGAAGCUGAUAAGACCCCUCUCAGUGUUUGGCUAUCUGGAUGAGAUCCAUGGAGGACAUUUUGAGAUACACUUCAACGAUGUGCGAGUGCCUGUCUCCAACAUAAUCCUGGGUGAGGGCAGGGGGUUUGAGAUAGCUCAAGGUCGGCUCGGGCCAGGCCGGAUUCACCACUGCAUGAGGUCCCUCGGUGCGGCUGAAGCUGCUUUAGAGAUAAUGUGCCAGCGCUCUGCACAGAGGGAGACUUUCGGGAAGAAGCUGUAUCAGCAUGAAGUUGUUGCCCACUGGAUUGCCGAAUGCCGCCUCAGCAUAGAACAGGCUCGUCUGCUCACACUGAAAACAGCCAGGAAGAUUGACAUGUUGGGCAACAGAAAAGCAAGAAAGGAGGUAGCCAUGACCAAAGUGGUUGUUCCACGAGCUGUGCUUAAAGUGAUUGACUGUGCAGUGCAAGUGUGCGGUGGAGGUGGAGUUUCUCAGGAUUUUCCUUUGGCUUUUAUGUUUGCUUAUAUCCGGACCUUGCGCCUGGCAGAUGGGCCUGAUGAAGUUCAUCUCUCAACAAUUGCAAGGUGGGAACUGCUUGACCAGUCAAAGAAGCUCACUGCAAAAAUCUAACGGCGCAUAGAGCCUUCUCAAAUGGAAUGGAAAAUUUAGGAAAGGGUUUUUUUCCAGUUGUUUAAGGUAAAAUUGAAUGAAUACAAAAACUUGAAGCAAUUCUUCUCUCACUCUUUACUUAUAAUCAUUACACUUUAGAAUCAUGGGCUUGGUUUUAAGAAUUAGCAGAAUGGUAUCUAAAUAACAACUUAUGUGGGUUCUUUGUAACACUAAAUAAAAUCUGUUUUCUAAUAGGCCUAAA
This is a messenger RNA of Neopelma chrysocephalum (saffron-crested tyrant-manakin), 1906 nucleotides long. It is a transcript of the gene ACAD11, whose product is annotated as acyl-CoA dehydrogenase family member 11. NCBI's taxonomy places the organism in Eukaryota, Metazoa, Chordata, Aves, Passeriformes, Pipridae. The coding region runs from base 1 to 1665 and encodes 554 amino acids. The record is from RefSeq and is a predicted model, not a curated record. Gene Ontology annotation, molecular function: oxidoreductase activity, acting on the CH-CH group of donors; flavin adenine dinucleotide binding. Gene Ontology annotation, cellular component: mitochondrion. The transcript is spliced from 17 exons.